Messenger RNA from Plodia interpunctella (Indianmeal moth), 1941 nucleotides. Its product is annotated as sodium-coupled monocarboxylate transporter 1-like. The record is from RefSeq and is a predicted model, not a curated record. Gene Ontology annotation, biological process: sodium ion transport; transmembrane transport. Gene Ontology annotation, molecular function: symporter activity. The transcript is spliced from 13 exons. Gene Ontology annotation, cellular component: membrane. NCBI's taxonomy places the organism in Eukaryota, Metazoa, Arthropoda, Insecta, Lepidoptera, Pyralidae. Bases 106 to 1827 code for a protein of 573 amino acids.
CUCGUACGUAAGUAGUAGUCAAGACCCACACUCUUAACAAAAGACAGACACCGUCUGCUAUAUCUGCCAUGUUAAAUAUUUGAAACUUCAUAAAAAGUAUAAAAGAUGCACGAAGAAAGAGUCGAUGUUUCCAUCGUAAGAAAAUCCUUUCAACAUUUCUCAUGGAUAGAUUAUUCAGUGUUCGUAGUAAUGUUAACAAUAUGUGGAGGAAUCGGCAUUUAUUUCGGAUUUGUGAAGAAACAGAAGUCGACACAUGAUUAUCUGAUGGGCGGGAGGAAUAUGAAGCUGGUUCCUGUCUGCUUCUCAUUGGUGGCCAGUUUCAUAUCAGGAAUAUCUUUACUUGGUACUCCGACGGAGAUGUAUGUCUACGGAACCGCGUACUUAUUCUUCCUUAUUGGAGCUGUUCUGAUGUCUGUGAUCAUAUUUCAUACCUUCCUCCCAGUGCUGCAUGAAUUAAAGUUGACUUCAGCUUACGAGUAUUUAGAACUCCGAUAUGAUAAACGACUCAGAGUUUUUGGAUCUGUUAUAUUUAGCGUGUAUUUGAUAGCAUGGCUACCUAUAGUCAUUUAUGUUCCAGCUUUGGCCUUCAAUCAAGUAACUGGUGUAAAUAUACACAUUGUAACACCGAUAGUGUGUUUUGUAUGCAUAUUUUAUACUUGUUUGGGUGGUCUCAAAGCUGUUGUAUGGACAGACGUAAUUCAGACAAUAGUUAUGGUGGGAGCCAUGAUACUCGUCAAUAUAAAAGGUUCAAUCAUCGUUGGUGGAUUCGAUGAAGUUGUUAUGAAAAGUUGGAAUACAAGUCGUAUUGAAUUACCUACGGUCUCGUUUGACUUGACUGAGAGACAUUCUAUUUGGUCAGUGUCCAUCGGGUCAAUGUUCUACUGGAUUGGAAAUAUUGCCGUCAAUCAGGCAAUGAUGCAGAGGUUCUUAUCUUUGCCAGACUUAAAACAGUCCAGAAGAGCUGUAUGGGGCUUCCUCGGUGGUAUAACAGUGAUAGUGUUGAUAUGCGCAUUCAGCGGUUUAGUAGCGUUCGCGAGGUACUACGACUGUGACCCGUUAAAUUCCAAGCUGGCGCUGGCCAAGGACCAGAUCCUACCUUUGCUGGUCAUGGAUGUCCUGUCGGAGUGGAAAGGAAUGCCUGGGAUCUUUGUAGCUGGAGUAUUUAGCGCUGCUUUGAGCUCCUUGUCUACUGGACUUAACUCAAUGUCAGCGGUGGUGUUGGAAGAUUUCUGGAAGCCUUUCUUCAAGCCGCUGACCCAUAAGCAGACACUAAUACUUGUGAGAGCCGUCGUGGUUAUUCUAGGAGCGGUUUGUGUAGCUUUAGUAUUCGUGGUUGAGAGAUUGGGUUCAGUACUACAGCUAACCAUGAGUCUUUCUUCUGCGUCAAUGGGACCCCUAGCUGGGAUAUUUAUAAUGGGAAUAUUUUUACCUUUCAUGAACUCAACGUGUGCUCUAGGAGGUGGGGUAACUGGGUUGGUAUCAGCGUGGUGGCUCGUGGCUCAAUCUCAGCUGGCCCAGGCCAGGGGAUCUCUUCGCUUCAGUGAAAAGGACAGAUUCACUCACAAUUGCACUUAUGACUUUGACCAGCUUGUUACGAAUACAGAUUACGCUAAUAGUGAAAUACCAUACUUGUAUCGCAUCUCGUACUUGUGGGUUACUGCGUUUGGUUGUAUUGUUACCAUAGUCGUAGCGUGUGUUGGAAGUAUUUUGAGUAGUAGACCUUCACAUGACGAUGAACGACUUUUUGCGCCUAUCGUAAGAAAAUGGCUGAGAAGAAAGAAGAGAGAAAAUAAUCUUCAUUUGCACGAUGCCAAUUCUUAUGCUUAAUUAAUAAGACAUAACUUAAAAAGUUUAAUUUGUCUCCUAUAAAACUCCAAAACCUGUAGUUAAUUAAAGUUUAAAACAUUGCAUAAAUAUUCAAAUCACGCCAUUGAAUGAAUA